AUGUCCAAGAAUGUUGCCAUCGCUGGUGCCGGUGGCCUGGGAAGACAUGUUGUAAAUGCUCUGCUAGAGAGUAAGGAAUUCAAUGUCACUGUCUUGUCUCGCUCUCCAAAGCCUGAUCUUGAAGCAAAGGGGGCCAAUGUCAAGGUCGUGGACUACAGGUACCCCUCUCAGUUGAUUGCAGCACUGGAAGGCAUCGACACACUGCUCUCCUUUAUCGUCGACUUUGACGACUCCAAGGAGGGGUCCUCGCUAGGGGCGCUCGCGCACCGGAACCUGCUGACGGCGGCCGUCUCGCCGCGCGUCAACCUGCGCCGCUUCGUGCCGGCCGAGUACGCCAACAACGUGGCGGGCUUCCCGCGGUCGGCGCUCUCGUGCGAGCGCGACAAGCCGCACUUUCGCAACUAUGUCCGCGCCUUUUGUCCCGCCCGCGGCAUCGAGUACACCCUGAUUAGCAACGGCGUCCUCAUGGAUUUCUUUCGCCCCCGCGGCGACAAGAGCGGGUUUCCGGAUCUCGAGGCCGAGAUCAUCCCCCUGGACGCGGACAAGAAGACGGCUCUCAUCCCUGGCAAUGGCAAAAAGGACAAGAUUAGCUUUACGGCGGCGCGCGAUGUGGCGCGGUGCUUGGUGGCGCUGCUCAAGGUGCCGGCGGGCGGGUGGGAAGAGUACAGCUACAUCAGCGGCGACCGCCUGACGUGGGACGAGGCGGCGGACCAGCUCGAGGCCGCGCUGGGAGCCAAGCUCGCGAGGACUCAUGUCGGGCUCGAGGAGCUGAGGGCCCGGGCCGAGCAGGCGAGAAAGGGCGGCAACUUUAUGGACAUAAUGAUUGCCGAGCUGAAUGAGGUCUUUGGCGACGGCAGCGAGGUCUUGCCCGAGAACAACAAGUACUUUGACGGCAUCAAGUUUCAAAAGUUGGCUGAUGUGUUCCAGGAGUGCUAUGGUAAGGGGGCACGAAAGUAA
Messenger RNA from Pestalotiopsis fici W106-1, 957 nucleotides. RefSeq lists its product as uncharacterized. The record is from RefSeq and is a predicted model, not a curated record. The transcript has 3 exons. NCBI's taxonomy places the organism in Eukaryota, Fungi, Ascomycota, Sordariomycetes, Amphisphaeriales, Sporocadaceae. Bases 1 to 957 code for a protein of 318 amino acids.